AUGACAUAUAACCAGCAGGAGAACGAAGUCGAGUACUGUAACGCCAGCCACUGGUUGACGUUAUUGCCAUUGCCGGUACCUGGUAGCUCAUCUUUGUUGCCUGUGUCAACCUGUAAGCAGAUAGCUCUCGAGCAGAAUUCAUUUUUUCGCAAUGGACAAUAUUGGAUCAGACCGUCUUCUAACGAUCCACCAUUUCAAGUAUUCUGUGAUGCGAGUGAAGGUUGGACUUUGAUAAUGAAAGUAAAUGGAAAUCAGCAAACGUUUGACUAUAACAACGACUUGUGGUCGAACAAGAAUACAUUUCAAUCAAAUAACUUGGAUUUGGAUGACAAAGAAACGAAAUUGGCUUCGUAUUGGACGUUACCAUUUACUGAACUUCGUCUGGGAAUGAAAGUAGACGGAACAAUCAGAUGGAUCACCUUCAACUAUAGCGCAUCAUCUCUCUACAAUCUUAUUGCAGAUGGACAGUACAGAAAUACGAAUAUUGGUAAGAGUAAGUGGAAAAGUUUACUGCCAACGUUGUACCUACAGGAAAAUUGCAAUAAGGAAGGUUUCAACAUACAAGGCCAUGGCCGAGGAGCUCGUCUGGGACUUAUGGGUAAUAGCGAAAACGACUGCAACACUCCAGACUCUUAUCUUGGUUUUGGAUUAUUCUACACUACGACUGAACCAUCUAGUGCUGGAAACUAUCAAGUUCCAAGAGCAAUAGACAGUUACAGAGUUACCAAACGUCUUAGAGUUCUGGCAGUCACUGGAAACAAGUAG
Molecule: messenger RNA, 765 nt
Organism: Corticium candelabrum
Lineage: Eukaryota; Metazoa; Porifera; Homoscleromorpha; Homosclerophorida; Plakinidae
Exons: 4
Coding region: 1-765 (254 amino acids)
Molecular function (GO): oligosaccharide binding
Source: RefSeq, a predicted model, not a curated record